Molecule: messenger RNA, 1545 nt
Organism: Lizanozyma spartinae
Lineage: Eukaryota; Fungi; Ascomycota; Pichiomycetes; Serinales; Debaryomycetaceae
Exons: 2
Coding region: 1-1545 (514 amino acids)
Source: RefSeq, a predicted model, not a curated record
AUGGCUAAUAUCAAUGCUGAUCCUAAUAACAAUUCUGCAUUAUCUUCAUUGCUACAUUCACCAUUACAUCAACCAUUACCUCCAUUGCAACUUACUCAACCACUGGGUACGUUUCCAAAGCAACGACUGUCGUCCAUAAACUCUAUUACCUCAAACCAAUCCUUUACUUUGGGACAAUCAACUGUCUCAGGACCAGGACCUUUGCAUCAUCUGAAUACUACACACAACAUACCGUCCUCUGCAACAUCUCAGCAACCAAGGUCAAUGAGUAUUAUCUCGCUUAAUAGUCCGCGAGAGUCGCUUAUUUCGGCUGACGAUUUGAAGAACUUGCCUGGAACAAGGAACAAUAGUUAUAAUUCUCUUGUGAGUUUACUGGACUUGGCUCUAAGGAAACAAAAACAAAGCAACAACAGCAAUAAACGUGGAGAUACUUCUUUGGUUUCAGAUGAUGAAGAUCUUGGAUUACAUCUUAAUAAUACUAAUAUGCUAUUAUCUUCCCUCAAACCUUCUAUGGGUCAUGGAAAACUUCAAUUACCAGCCAGUAUGGUUUUCACAGAAUUUAAACGAUUGAGUUCAGGUUCAAACCCAUUACAGCCAACUUCAGGUGGAGGUGGAGGUUCAAAUCCAAAUUAUAUUUCACCGGGUUCUUCUCAUCUUAAGAUGCACGAUUUGACUCCUUCACCAUUAUCUUUGGCUGAGAACCCCUUCAAUGACUAUAACUUUGCACAAGCACAAGCUCGUCAUCACCAUCGUCAAUGUUCGUCCUUGAGCUCUCACAAAAUAGACCCUAUCCAAUCACAUCAACCAGUUAGUGAUGCAGAAAGUGACAUUUCAUUGAUGGAUCAUCAUAUCAGUGGUGCUCCUGAUGGAGAUCGUGAUAUGACAACUGUGGAGUCGCCCAUUAUUCUUCCAUCUGUGUCACCAACUUCAUCAUCAAUAUCAAAUGCUUCGAUGUCCUCUACGAAUCUGGGGCCUUCUUCAACUGCACCAUUACCUCCUUCUCAUCAACGAACACCUUCUAUUUCAAAUGAGAAUUCUUCAGCUACUAAUCCAGCUAAGAAAUUAAAGAGUAUUCGACAGGUCCUUCUGGUAUCCAAAUCAUCAUCCAAGAAACCUUCAAUCACCUCAUCUCAACCAAGCACAAGCUCCCAAGCUUUACUCUUAAAAAAGAAGUAUAUAUUCUCCAAAGAUAUUCAAUUCGAACUUUUACAGAAAAAGACCUCUGCAGUCAAUGAGAUGAUUACUACCAAGUUUGUUCGUCUGUCAUCACUUCCACAAUCCAAAUCCAAAUUCAGCACUGGGGAAAGAGAAAGCUCCAACGAUGAUACGGUGACUCAAUCCAAAUCCUUUGAUGAAAAGUCUACUGGGACUCAAACCCAAUGGAAACAGCAACAGAAGCUCAUUCAGCAAUUGAACCGGAAAUGGAAUAAGAAUGACUUGGAAUUGAGUGACACAAACACUAGCUCCUCAGCAUCAGCAACUACUGCUAACAGUAGAAAGAGAUCUAGGGGAAAAGAUGAUGACGAUGACGAUAAUGUUGAAUGA